Molecule: messenger RNA, 467 nt
Organism: Eucalyptus grandis
Lineage: Eukaryota; Viridiplantae; Streptophyta; Magnoliopsida; Myrtales; Myrtaceae
Exons: 5
Coding region: 108-467 (119 amino acids)
Source: RefSeq, a predicted model, not a curated record
CAAUAUGCAGUACACGAUGAUCGAUGAGCAACUAUAGAGGUGAUUCAACUUCUUUUUCUUUUUCUUUUUUAUAUAUAUUUUAAACUUUAUUCUUGUUUUGCAGGGAGAUGGCUGAAAUACAGUUGGGCAUGGAACAAUUGCGGUUAGAUCUUGAGGCAAAUGGAAAAAAUUUGGCAGAUACAUUGAAAAAAAGAUCUGAAGAAUGUGAAAUUUGUUUGAAAGAUGAGAAUAAAAAGCUUAACAGAAUCUACAAGGAGAUUAACAAUUACCAAGCUUCCCGUGACAAAACUAGAGAUGUUUUCCUUAAAUUUGAAGAGGAAAUGGAAAAGUUUAAAGAAUCGAGAGAGAAGGAAAAUGCUUUGGUGGUAGCAAUGCGAGAAAACAUUAAUGAAGCCAAUGAAUACAUAAGAAUGAGAAAACAGGGUCAUGAAUAUAUGAGGAUAUUGACGAAGAUUAUCAACUCAUGA